AUGUCUGACGAGAAAGAAAAACGAUCCCUUCGGCCAGUUGCCUUUGUGGCUGUGGUAUUCUCAACGGUUGCCAUCACAUCAUGCCUUAUUACUUUCCCUUUGAUUUUACAUUACAUUCAAACUUUGGAAAGUCAAGUUCAACUUGAUUUGGAGUUCUGCCAAGCUAGAGCAAGAGAUAUGUGGAAGGAGAUGUUGGAUAUUGAGACUGGAGGAAAGAAGGAUUCCGCCAAGUUGGCUAAUAUUGUUCUUAACCACAGAAGGCUCGAGAAACGUGAUACUCUUCAAGACUUCUGGGCUCGUCGUCUUCACGAUCAAGAGCUCCGUGAUCAACCCGUCGGAUAUGACAACCCAUCCGUUGGAGUUGAAUCAUUUAAUUCUGAAGGAGGAGGUUGCUGUACCUGCCAUCGUGGACCACCAGGACCAGCUGGAGAUGGAGGACGCGAUGGAGCCGAUGGAGUCGAUGGAACUCCAGGAGAGAUCGGACCACCAGGACCACCAGCCCCACCAGGACCAGAUCCACACUCCUUGUUCCCACCACAAUGCCCAUGCGAAGCCCCACCAGGAGACGCUGGACCACCUGGACAACCAGGACCAGAUGGACCACCAGGAGCACCAGGAAACCCAGGAGAAGACGGAAAACCAGGAGAUCAAGGACCACGUGGACCACCUGGAAUCCCAGGAGCCCCAGGACAACCAGGACGUCCAGGACCACCAGGAGAGCCAGGAACCUACAAGACAGAGGUUGGGCCAGCCGGAAGAGCUGGAGCACCAGGAAGACCAGGACCACCGGGACAACCAGGACCAGCUGGGCCACCAGGAGAGAAUGGAAAGCCAGGAGGACAAGGACCAUCUGGACUUCCAGGACCACCAGGACAACCAGGACAGAAUGGAGCACCAGGAGAGGUUGGGCAACCAGGAGACAAUGGAGCUCCAGGAAGCUGCGAUCACUGCCCACCAGCUCGUUUGGCUCCAGGAUAUUAG
This is a messenger RNA of Caenorhabditis briggsae, 981 nucleotides long. RefSeq names its product Protein CBR-COL-14 (gene Cbr-col-14). The transcript is spliced from 2 exons. Gene Ontology annotation, molecular function: structural constituent of cuticle. NCBI's taxonomy places the organism in Eukaryota, Metazoa, Nematoda, Chromadorea, Rhabditida, Rhabditidae. The record is from RefSeq and is a predicted model, not a curated record. Bases 1 to 981 code for a protein of 326 amino acids.